UUCUCACCACCACCUGCGUGGCGCUGUGGUGCAUGACACAUGAAAAGCUAACAGUAGAGGAAGAACUCAGUUUCAUAACAAAGCGAAACAUCCGGUCACAUCCUCUGACCGCUGCCAAAGGUCAUCAGGGCUGCUCUUCGAUGUUGCGUUUGAUCACGUCCUCCCUGUGCCUGCGGUGCCAGCGUGUCCCAGCUCUGCCUCUAAACCUGCGGCCAUGUGCGACUCUGAGCUCAGAAGAGAACCAGCAGACCGUGGAGGCUCUCUACGACCUCUCUGUGGACAUCCAGAAGGUCAGGCAGCUGAAGGGCUGGGUCCUGCAUCAGACCCCCGCCUACACUAGGGAGGUAGCCGACCUGCUGAAGGACAUGGGGGCGUCUGGUUCAGUCAUCGCCCGGAUCCUCGCGCUCCAUCCCGAGUCGGUCCUCUGUCACCCGGAGCAGGUGCAGGCCCAGAGGGAGCUGUGGAUGUCCGUGUGCCCCAGCCAGAGAGAGCUGGUGGGUAUCAUUGAGAAAUUUCCCGCCUCCUUCUUCACCUCCUCCAGUCACCAUGACAGCCAGCGGGACAACAUUGCCUACUUCCAGAGCUUGAAUCUCAACAAGCGAAUCGUCACCAAGUUCAUGGCGAGCGCUCCGCAGAGCUUCAGCCGGCCGGUGGAGCAGAAUCAGCUGAUGGUGCAGACCCUCCAGCAGGCCUAUAGGGAGCUGGGUGGAGAGGAGGCCAACAUGAAGAUCUGGCUCCAGAAGCUGCUGAGUCAGAACCCGUUUGUUCUCCUGAAGCCCCCGGAGGUGCUGAGGCAGAACCUGCUGUUCCUCAGAGACCGAGGCUUCAGCACGGUCCAGCUGCUCCGCCUCCUCUCCAAACUCAGAGGCUUCGUCACCGAGCUGAACCCCGACAGCAUGAGACACACUCUGGCGUUUUCCCAGGAAACGAUGGGCUGCUCCGACCAGGAGCUGCAGGACAUGGUCCUCAGCUGUCCUGCUCUGCUUUAUUACCCCGAGGAGAUUCUGUCUGAGCGCUUUAACGGACUCCACGGUGCAGGAAUCAGCAUGUCUCAGAUCAUAGAGACACCCACUGUGCUGGAGCUGACCACACAGAUAAUAAACUACAGAAUCCAGCGCCUGAAAGCGUACGGUUAUGAUGUAAGGACAGGAAGUCUGCAGGCGUUAAACGGCACCAAAAAGGACUUUGAGGUGAGCUGUGGAAAACUACAGAUCAGGAGAGAGAGGCCGAUGUUUAAUCCUGUGGCACCUUUAAGAGACGAGGACUGACAGAGACUGAGGACUAAUGUGACACAUUAAAACUAUAACUUGAG
Messenger RNA from Notolabrus celidotus (New Zealand spotty), 1312 nucleotides. RefSeq names its product mitochondrial transcription termination factor 2 (gene mterf2). The transcript has 2 exons. NCBI's taxonomy places the organism in Eukaryota, Metazoa, Chordata, Actinopteri, Labriformes, Labridae. The record is from RefSeq and is a predicted model, not a curated record. Gene Ontology annotation, biological process: termination of mitochondrial transcription; regulation of DNA-templated transcription. Gene Ontology annotation, cellular component: mitochondrial matrix. Bases 33 to 1268 code for a protein of 411 amino acids. Gene Ontology annotation, molecular function: double-stranded DNA binding.